GUGGUUUGUAUUUUGUUUUGUUUAAUUGUAUUCGCACUUUGUAAAGUUUUUAUGUGUGUGUGUGUUAUGUACCUCACGGGCUGCCGUAGCUAAAUGAGGGCAGGCCCUAUAUAAGCUGGCUGAAUCAUUGUACCAAUGAACGACUUGAAUGAACUGUCAAAAGUGCUUGGCACUAUCAACACUUGGUGUUCCCCGGUGAAAGCAGCAAGUUUUCACGGUGACUAAGGUGACUAUGAUGACUAUGGUGAUCAAGAUGAUUGAGUUGACCGAUGAUCCACAUCAAAGAAAAUAAAGAAACCUUGAAAAUCACCCGUCGAGACCGCACAAAUUAAUUCAAGUGCUGGGGAGCUGCUACAUCCUCUUUAUUCCCAGUUUUCCUUGUACCCUGACCCCAUGAGGCGGGGAGAGGGGUAGUGGUGGGGGGACAGCCAACAGCUGCUGAAGGUGAAAGCUGAUUGGCUGCAGCCCCUCUGCACUGAAACCUGACUCGAAGAUCAGAGCUCAAUCAUGUUUCUGUUUUCAGAAAGUGGAACUCAUACAGUCACUGUGACUGAGAGCAGAAAUGGCGCAGCAAGCAGUUCAGCUGGACCAAGAAACUUUCUCCUGUUCGAUCUGUUUGGAUCUACUGAAGGAUCCAGUGACGAUUCCAUGUGGACACAGCUACUGUCUUAAAUGCAUUAAGAGACACUGGGAUCAAGAGGAUCAGAAAUGGCUCUACAGCUGCCCUCAGUGCAGGAAAACCUUCAUACCGAGGCCUGUGCUGGAGAAAAACAUCAUGUUAGUUGAUUUAAUAGAAGAGCUGAAGAAGACUGGACUCCAAGCUGCUCCUGCUGAUCACCGCUAUGCUGGACCUGAAGAUGUGGCCUGUGAUUUCUGCACUGGAAGACGACUGAAGGCCUCUUACUGUGAGAAACACCUUCAGCCUCAUUAUGAAGUGGCUCCUUUAAAGAAACACAAGCUGGUGGAGCCGUCCAAGAACCUCCAGGAGAACAUCUGCUCUACGCAUGGUAAGGUGAUUGAUAUCUUCUGCCGCAAGGAUAAGAAGUGUAUCUGUUAUCUCUGCUCUGUGGAUGAACAUAAAGGCCACAACACAGUGUCAGCUGCAGCAGAAAGAGCUGAGAGGCAGAGAGAGCUGGAGGAGAGACGAGGAAACAUCCAGCAGAGAAUCCAGGACAGAGAGAAAGAUGUGAAGCUGCUUCAGCAGGAGGUGGAGGCCAUCAAUCACUCUGCUGAUAAAACAGUGGAGGACAGUGAGAAGAUCUUCACUGAGCUGAUCCGUCUCCUCCAGAAAAGAAGCUCUGAUGUGAAGCAGCAGAUCAGAUCCCAGCAGGAAACUAAGGUGAGUCGAGUCAAAGAUGUUCAGGAGAAGCUGGAGCAGGAGAUCACUGAGCUGAGGAGGAAAGAUGCUGAGCUGGAGCAGCUCUCACACACAGAGGAUCACAACCAGUUUCUCCUCAACUACCCCUCACUGCCAGCGCUCAGUGAGUCGACACACUCAUCCAGCAUCAACAUCCGUCCUCUGAGACACUUUGAGGACGUGACAGCAGCUGUGUCAGAGCUCAGAGAGAAACUACAGGACGUCCUGAGAGACUCAUGGACAAACAUCUCACUGAAAAUCACUGAGGUGGAUGUUCUACUGUCAGAACCAGAACCAAAGACCAGAGAUGGAUUCUUAAUGUAUUCAAGUGAAAUCACAAUGGAUCCAAACACGGCUAACAUAAUGCUGGCAUUGUCAGGUGGGAACAGGAAGGUUACGGUGAUGGAUCAGUAUCAGUUUUAUCCCAGUCAUCCAGACAGAUUCACUCACUUCAUUGAGGUUCUGAGUAAAGAGAGUCUGACUGGACGUUGUUACUGGGAGGUGGAGUGGAGCGGUUUAGGGGUUUUUGUAGCAGUCGCAUACAACAACAUCAGCAGAGCAGGAGAUGGGAAUGAAUGUAGAUUUGGAUAUAAUGACAAAUCCUGGGCAUUUUCUUGUUAUAAAAAUACUUCUAAAUUUGGUCACAACAACAUCUGGAGCCCCGUCUCAGGUCCAGUUUCCUCCAGAGUUGGAGUGUACCUGGACCACAGAGCAGGUAUUCUGUCCUUCUACAGAGUCUCUAAAACCAUGACUCUGAUCCACAGAGUCCAGACCAGAUUCACUGAGCCGCUACAUGCUGGGGUUUCUGUGUUUCCUGGAGGUUCUGCAAAGUUUUGGAAAGCCAAGUAGUCAAGAUAUACUAAAGGAUCAUUGAGUUUGAUUCUGAUUUUUGUUGUUUUUCUUUUUUAUGAUCAUUGUGAGUUUAUGUCUAAAGUUCUGAGAAAUCAAUAGACUGAAUAGAUGACCAUUGUUUUUCUUAAAAUCUGAUUUUCUGGUUUUGUUGAAUCUAUUCAUUUCUUGACGUUCUUCUUUAAGAUGAUCAGCAAAAGAACGUUUAUGAUUGUUGCUUUUAGCACAAAAGAUUUUGGACAAAUCAGAAUAAAACAGUCAUGGGGGCUGCCGUAGUCACGCAGAUUUUAGCUGUGGUUUUGGCGGGAUGCUGCCCUCUACAGGACAAUUGUGUACAUGGUGUAGAGAAAUUGUUAAGUAUUGCUUUACUAUUUUUACUUACAUAUAAUUAAUCUGUGUUUUUAAUCUCUAAAUAAAAUUCAUUUUUGAUUCUUUCU
Molecule: messenger RNA, 2643 nt
Organism: Poecilia latipinna (sailfin molly)
Lineage: Eukaryota; Metazoa; Chordata; Actinopteri; Cyprinodontiformes; Poeciliidae
Product: tripartite motif-containing protein 16-like
Exons: 3
Coding region: 563-2206 (547 amino acids)
Molecular function (GO): protein binding; zinc ion binding
Source: RefSeq, a predicted model, not a curated record